AUGAGGCCGCCAGUCAGUCCAUCCAUGCGGAAGACACAGCCCAACAUUGGUCUUGGCAAGUCGGCCAGUGAGCCCUCUUUGACACGCAGCCUCUCCAGGACGCUGCCUGCAACCGUGAAAGGCUCGUUCCUUCCUCGCCAGAUGGGCCACCCUACAAUUGCUGCCCGUCGAAACCUCGCCCAGCAGAGGAAGGCGCUGAUAAAGGAAACGCGUGACCUGGAAGACUACAGCUUCUGGGGCGCACAGGGCAUUCCUGGUUUCUCGGCACACUUGAAAGCACGCUUUGGCUCCGUCUUGGCUGGCUGGCGCUUGCUCGAUUCCGCGAAGAAAGGUCGGAUGUCCUUCCAUCCGUUUGCUUCUGUGGCCACAGACUGCGGCUUUUAUCAAAGGCUAUGGACAGAGCUUGAUCCCACUGGCAAGGGCUUCGUCACUUUAGCAGUCUGGCAUAUGGUGAGCUCCUUCAAGAUCGAGCUCAUGCAGAGGUACGGAGACAUGCUACUAGCCUGGCAGGACUGCAUCGACGUAAAUGGCGCAGGAAAGGUGUCCGAGAGGGAGAUCGCAGACAGCCUCCACGAGCUCGGUCUGGAAAUGGAUGCCAGACAGUUGCUCAAGAUGUUCAUAAGUAUGCCGGGGGCGACGCACAUCACCCUCAAGGACUUCGACCCGAGGGCUUAUGUUAGGUGGCAGACUUCAGAGCUUCCUGCUCUCUCCAAAGGACGCGCUUCGGAGUUCCACCCUAAGCCCUAA
Messenger RNA from Symbiodinium natans, 747 nucleotides. The record is from the annotation of a GenBank genome assembly. NCBI's taxonomy places the organism in Eukaryota, Dinophyceae, Suessiales, Symbiodiniaceae.